Molecule: messenger RNA, 342 nt
Organism: Linum tenue
Lineage: Eukaryota; Viridiplantae; Streptophyta; Magnoliopsida; Malpighiales; Linaceae
Source: the annotation of a GenBank genome assembly
ACGAAGCCUGUAAUCUCCUCUCUUUUCUGGAGCCGGGUCGACCCGUAUACCCUCAACCGCCAGGGGAACGACGCCGGUACCCAGUACAGAUCCGGGAUCUACUACUACGACGAGAAUCAGGCUCGGCUGGCUCGGGAAUCGAAAGAGGCCAGGCAGUCGGAAUUGAAAGGACAAAAAGGUCGUGACGGAGAUUCUCCCGGCGAAGAGAUUCUACAGGGCGGAAGAGUACCAUCAGCAGUAUCUGGAGAAAGGCAUCGGCAGAGGCAGCAAGCAAUCCGCUGCAAAGGGCUGCAACGAUCCCAUUCGAUGCUACUGCUGAAGAAAAAGAUUUCAACCUCUUAA